Molecule: messenger RNA, 3231 nt
Organism: Solanum dulcamara
Lineage: Eukaryota; Viridiplantae; Streptophyta; Magnoliopsida; Solanales; Solanaceae
Exons: 4
Coding region: 177-1484 (435 amino acids)
Source: RefSeq, a predicted model, not a curated record
UCUUAUUUAAUUUUUUCUUCCCCAAAGACCAAACCCUAGAACACAAAAAAUACCAUUUACCCAAAUCCAAGAAAAAAAAUCGUUUGAUUUCUUCGAUAAAUCAAUCUAAGUUGCGAUCAACAACUUCAUAAGCUGAAACAUUUCAUCAAUUUCAAGAAAAGGUUGAAUCAUAGGUCAUGAGGUUUAAAAAAGGAAGUAAAGUUGAGGUGAUGAACAGGAAGGAUUCACCUGUAUCUUGGUGUCCUGCAGAGAUCUUAUUGGGUAAUGGACAUACCUACUCUGUAAGGUAUGAUUAUUAUCCGUGUACGGAAAGUAAAGCGAGGGCUGAGAGGGUUUCGAGGAGGGACAUCAGACCAUGCCCCCUUCCAUCAGAGGGUGUGGAGAAUGGGCAAAGUGGUCAAAUUAUUGAGGUGUUUGAUGACUGUUGUUGGAAAACUGCUAUUAUUGUGAAGGCUUUGAAUAGUGACUAUUAUUUGGUACACCCAACAGGGUGUUCCGAGGAGAUUAGAGUGCACAGAUCAAACACCAGAGUGCGACAAUGUUGGCAAGACGAGAAAUGGCACUCGAUUGGAAAGGGAUCUGGAACUUGUGCGAAACCUGACCAGCUUCCUGCUGAAAGACCUUAUAAAAAGUUGAGCAUGGUCUUAAGUGCUAGGAAUGGAUUUCAUGUUAGAGAUGGAGGAGAAUUGGCUGCUCAGGGAAACUUUAAAAGGAAGAAGUGUAAUGCUAGCUCUGUGGUGUUGCUGAAGAGGGUGUCAGAUGAAUCAUCUAGAAACAUUCAGGAGGUAGUGGCAUCUGAGAGAGAUUUUAAGAGACGGAAAAUAGUUCCGGCUGCCUUGGAGGGAAAGACACAUGAUAUUGCUAGGUGGAAAGGAAAUAGGAUGGAUGAAAAGUAUGUGAGUGCUUCAUUUAAUAAUUGGUCUGAUGGAUAUUAUGGAUUGAACCCUACAAACAGAAGUGGUACCAAUGGCUAUUCCCCUGCAAGAAUUGGAGAAUCUAAUGAUUCUGAUAGUGAUGCAUGCUCUGUCGGUAGUUGUAGUAUUAAUCAUGAGAGUCCAAAUAAAAUUUCUAGUUUUUCAGCUGAAGUUCAUUGUCAAGUACCUGAUCUUCUGUGCAGUGAUGCAGAGUCCUUUCAAAGUUCAGCAGAAGAACAUGAGGAGGAAAGUGGCCGUCUUUCUUCGGAGAAGAAUGUAGCAGGAAAUAUUCGUGAGUUGGAGUUGCAUGCUUAUCGCUGCACUUUGGAGGCAUUGUAUGCUUCUGGUCCCUUGAGUUGGGAACAAGAAGCAUUACUGACAAAUCUCCGCAUCGCACUCCAUAUUUCAAAUGACGAACAUUUAACAGAGCUGAGGACUUUAAUUUCUUCCGGAACUGGGCGACAUUGGGAUGCAUGCAUCCUUUGCCUCCUAAAGUCCAAAGAUGAUGCUUGCAUUUGCAGCACCUCUCCUGGCCAUAGAGAGGACUCAUGCAACGUCUGUCUCAGAUAAGACAAUUCAUGGCUUGCUUAUUACUGUUUUACAGCUUCAUGAUUUGUUUUGUCUGGUUAACUUCAACAUCUUUAGCCUGGUUUGCUGAAGGAAGUGAAGUUAUAAGAUGUGGAAACUACUGUGUAUUAUCUUAUGAUAUAUAUCUGUAUGUUGCUAGCUAUCCGAUUGAAGUUGUGCUUAUUUUUCCCCCUUGCCAGUCAACGAACUUCCUGUGCAGACAGAGAAGUAUGUGUUGUCUUUCUAUAGAUAUUAGUUAGAAAAAUAUCUAUUUUUUGUUGGCUAGUACGGAGAGAGUUUACCUAAUUGAUGGUGGUUAAAACUAAUGCCUGUAAUGAAACUAGCAAUAUUCGUCACUUAGCAGUUGUAAGAGUUGUUGGAUUUGGUAGCCUUUGUACUAACAGGAAUUAAUCUACACUGCAUAUGCGAAAAUGUCUGCUUUUCAGCACUCCUGUAUAGUUAUGGUUCUUUGAGCUAACAACAUAUUUUAGCAUUCCUUUUGUCUGUAACAUUUGGAAAAUAUCUAGUAUAUCAAGGGUAAAAGUAAGUUUGCUGUUUCCGGAGACAGUUCCUUUGAGGGUAAAAGUAAGUUUGCUGUUUCCGGAGACAGUUACAUUUCUCUCUUUGAAGGAAGGUUUUACUUAUUAUACUUUUAUGAUGUGAAUAGUUAUUAUGAUCAAAUAUAAUGGAGAUUGUUAAUGACUAAAAGUUGCUGCUCAUCAUUUGAGCUUUCUUGAAGAGAUGUCUGCCCACUUAAAAGGGUAUGUUUGGUACGAACGGAAAUAUUUUUUGGAAAACAUUUUCAAGAAAAUAAGUUGAUUUUUAGUACUGAUGAUGAUCCUUAUAAUGUUUAAAAGAAGGCAACUUUUGGUAUUUGGUUGCCAGAAAAUAUUUUCCAGAGAAAACAAUUUUUGUGAAAAGUGGAAAAAUGACUUAUCUUCCCAUUAUCUCAACUCUUAACUUCAUGAUUCUGCUUUAACUAAUACAUAGAUGUACAUAUCAAUCCUUAAUACUCAAGUUUCAUCAAAUCACUAUCCAAUUUGCUAAUAUUCUUUAAUAAACGUCUUUCAAAAAUAUUUUCUUCUCACCAACCAAACACCGGAAGAAAUUAAGUCAUUUCUGGAAAAUAUCUUCCAAAAAAUUGACACCCAUCGUAUACCAGACACACUCUUAAUGUGAUUGUCGCGUUAUAUUAUCUAUUCUUGACAUGAUUUGUGCUUGUUUGGUCAAUGAGAAUACCAUGGCAGUUUGUCCAGGGAGGUUGAAAGUCAUGUUUCUGUCUCUGCAUGGACUGAAGAUAUAUGGUUCAUCUGGAUAAGAGAUUCUGUGGCAGGUCUACAAAGUUUUAUGGUUCUGGUGAAAUAAUUUCUUUUUUCCAUUUGGCCUAUUGUUUCCUGGUGUUGUUUCACUUGUUUGUUGCUAUCAAGUGUUUUCAGUAGCUGAUGCAGAGUUGUAAAUUCCUCCCAUUUUCUUGAUGGCUCAUACUACGUUAGCUGCUCUGCUCAUUUUCAUUUCCUUUCGGCUCAUUGGAAAGGCGCCCCCUCGGGUAGAGGUGGAACCCGGUGUUAAAUUUGAUGAGUUCGACCUUUAAAGUUACGGUCUCUGUCGUGUAAAGUUACUUUUGAGAAAAAUAAGCCAUGAAUGAAUGAGAAUAACAGGCUGAAGGAGCCUUUUUUGAUUAUAUUUUUUGUUUUUUGUUUUUGUUACAAGUGAGUCAAUUUUCAACCUGAAGGCUUUAUCUUUAUUAUAA